This is a messenger RNA of Cricetulus griseus (Chinese hamster), 9671 nucleotides long. Lineage: Eukaryota; Metazoa; Chordata; Mammalia; Rodentia; Cricetidae. The record is from RefSeq and is a predicted model, not a curated record.
GACAGUUCCCGGUUGGACGCUGCAUAAAUCAGUCCCCCUCCACUCGAGUGUCAGUCUUCAUGUUGUUUCAUGACAAACAAGAAGGGCUCUGCUGCGUAGCUGAGCUGACUGCAGAGUAUUUUCCGCACGUCUUCCUGGUUGCAAUGCUUCCCACCCUCUUAAGGUGUUGGCUUGGCACGUGAUGUGUUCCCUGCGCUGGCGAACCAUUAAGAUUGAGUUGCAGCGCUAAAUCAAAGGUGUUGGAGGUCACUGUCCCUGAAGAACAAGCCGCAGCAGGCAGCUGCUGGGGCGUGUGGGGAAGCUCUGGGACCUCGCGGAGCACCGGGAUUUUUUACUUUCGGCUUUUCCCUGAUAAAAUAAUGAAGAGCUGAGAAAAAUGUAGAUCUGUGGGACUGAACCUACCUGAGACACAUGCCAAGAAUACUCUUCAUCGCAGGUGCGAUGACCCCGUGGGACCUCCAGUGUCUGUGAAGGAGACAACUGCAGCAAAAAUAUACAAUUCACCGGUUGGGAAUCAGCCAGUUGCCAGUGUGUUUGUCCCUAAGCCAGCCACCAUGCGGGAGGAGAGUGGCAUGCCUCCGCCCUGGGAUUCUUCUCUGCUGGAGAGUGAGUUUUUCCAAGUUUUAGAUGAUUUGGAUAGCAAGCUGGCUCAGGAACAAUCUGCAGGCUCAGUGAAUACCAGAGUGCCAUUCAACUACGGGUCAAGAACACAGUUCAAACAUUCUCCCUCAAGUAGGAACGAGCAUGGCCACACCACAGGAAGGCACCAGAACUAUCACAGUGAAACUUCCAACAUGUCCAUCUAUGACAUCCUGAGACCAGGAACUCCUAGAGAAGGUUUCAAAACCUUUUCUCCUAGGACAAAGACAAUUUAUGAUAUGUAUAGGACCAAGGCGCCCAGAGUCUUAAAAGAGGACUUUAUGCAAAAGAAUACGUUUGGCAGUACAUCGUUGUGCUUCGACAGCCGGCAACGAUCAGCCUCGCCAGCCACGGGGCGUUUUACUGCAAGGAGUUUACACUUUCCAGCCGAUACUCUAAACAAGAAUAGUUUUACACCAGCAAGGCACCAGCAAAGCCCCAAAAGAACUCCUUUAUCGUCCAUCAUAUGGAAUAGGGCAGAUUCUUCUAGACAUAGGCAGAAUUGGGAAGAGUCUCCGGGGGCACCAUCACCAAUGGACAUGGACCCUGCUGAUCAGUAUGUGGUUCCUAAGUGUUUUCAGGAGAGUAGGAUGUAUGAGUGGCAUCAUUCACAGAGUGCUUACCAAGGCAUCCCUCUAAAUGCCCCCAUGGAUAUUGCCAUGAGUCCUGACACUUUAGAGAACUCAGAGAAUAUGCCAUUCUACCAUCAGAACAAUCCAUUUGCAAGGUCUUUCUUCAGCAGUACCUUCAGACAGAGUGGAGAACAGAGAUUUGGACAGAAUUCCUUUUGGAGCCAACAGGAAGAACAUUCUUUCUGGUCAGACUUACACCAGAGCAGGAAGCCAUUCCCUUCUGACAGGGACUUUGAAAUGAUUUCUGUUGAAACAACCAGGACACCAUCUACUUAUAGCCACGGUGUCCCUUCUCGACACUGGAGGCCACAUUCUCCUGGUUAUGGAACAUAUGUUUUCAGAGGUCAAGAGGAUCCACAUUGCUGGCGAGCUGAUCUUCAAACAUCCCCACUGGAGAGCAUGGACACAUCACAUGUCAACGAGAACCAAUUUCUACCCCAUUUUGUCACACCAGAUGGUUUUUCCAUGACUGGCUCAAGCUGCCACAUCCAGUCUUCUGGGCUGGACUAUCGGCAGGGCCGCCGUCCUGUAGACAUAGCUGUAGAUGAGAAGCCUUGUUUGUUUGGCAAGGCUCAGACUCUAGUGUCCUCCUUCAGAGCUUCCUUGCCCCUGAUUCCUGGUGACAGGAGAGAUUCUCAGAGUCCCAGCUUCCAGAAUUCCACCGUUGCUCCUGAGAAAAUAAUCCCUGAUAAGCCAGACUCUCUUCCAAUAAGAAACUGUACAGAAGUCACUGUGACUGGUAUCCAUUCGACUGGAUUGCUGUCUCUUACUGAAACCCAACCCAACAUCCCCGGCAUGGAAAUGAACAGUGAGAAAGAUGUGAAUGAAUCUGUUUCAGAGGAUGAAUGGCUAAACAAGACGGGCCAGAAAAACAAGGCAAGUGGGUCGCCCCAACCUAUUUCACAGACAGAGAUCUCUAAUGAUUUACCCGAUUUACAAAAUGCCCACUCCCAAGACUCAACCCAAAACUCCAGGUUUGGCUUUAAUGAUUCUGCCAUGGUAAGUUCCAGAAGGUCACCCAGAGUCUUUUCCAGGAAAGGCACAUCCCAAAUGCAAACAGCACCAAGAGAUAAAGCCAAUGAACUGAGCAAAGAUAAAGACUUUCCUGGGAGCAGGAAACUUGACUCAGCAGCUUCCCUGACUCUCAUCCAAGAACGUGGGACACAGCCAUCUCUUUCCAGCCCAGAUCAAGGUUGUCACCAGAAAACAGGAAGUAAUGGAGACAGCUCAAGCAUCAUUAAAAACAACCACUGGUGCUUUGAAUCCACUGCUACCCAAAAAGAAGAGUCCCCAGAGGAACUUGCUAGUUUGGAUCUUGAGCAACAACGAUGUCCUUCCAUUCAUUCUACCAAUGGCAGCAAGCUGGUCUCCAAGCACAGUGACUCACAAGAUUCUUUAGUUGUGCCAUCAGGUGUACCCCAAGAUUCCUUGCCAUUGAGUGAUUCUUUCCCUGAUGUUCUUCUGAUACCUUCUGCAAUGUUCCCCAGGAGGCUUUUAGACCAAGAUCCAUCCCAAGAAGAAAGAGAAGAAAAAGAGAAGGCUACAAAGAUCCAAAAUAAUCAGUUGACUGUGAAUUCUACAGAUAACCAAGAGAGUCAUGACAGUCCUGCCCAUCUGCACGAUGCUGUCCACUGUCAUCCUUACUCUCCCUUCAGAAAUGGGAGGGGGAAAGGAAGAGUAAGACGCCAUGUGUCCUGUAUUGAGAAGCUAACCAAGACAGAGAAUAGAGCAGCACCCACAAGCAAAGGCAGUAGCCUCACUGAGGACCAAAGUAGUGUCAAAGCCCCUGAGCUCAGCACAGUCUAUUGCACCUUGCCAAGAAAACCAGCUGGCUUUCUCAUACACAGCAGACAGCAGGAAAGUAAGAUAAUGCCCGCUUCAAUUAGGAAUGGGCCACUUCCGUUCCAAAUAAAAAAUAAAGCGGAUGUUCCAACUAGGAAGAGCAUAUCUGACAAACCCAGUUCUCCUAAGUCAAUGAGCGAUACUUCAAAUUCGAUCAUGGGGGUGCCCGAAGCCACCAAAAAAAUGACAGAUAUGAAAGCCAUUAGAUCGGCUUCUGUUAGGAAAGGGCCACUCCCUUUCCUCAUUAAGAGGGCGGUAUCAUGUCCUUCAGGGGAGCCAGGUACCUUGGCUGAAAGUGGUGAAAGAGAAAAGUCACCAGUCCUGGACGUGGACGCUUCUGCUGUCAUGCCUAGGCCUUGGGGAAGAAUCUUCAGUUCUCUGGAAGGUGACUCGUCAUUUAGAGAGAGUACUUUCUCUGAAAGACACAACCAAAAGGAACUUGUUCAAGGAAACACCAGGAAGGAUGAUGAGGCACCUGCCCCGGGAACGAGCUCAUUCACCCUUUCAAACAAAACCCCCAAGCCUCUGUAUGCCGACACUUCAGAAAAAGAGAGUGGGAAAGCCUUACACAAGUUUAAGACAACCAGCAUGUUCUCUGUUUCUGGUGAUGAAGAGAAUGUGAAAUGUCUUGAGGUGGUUUCAAUAUAUUAUACUCUACCAAGGAAACCCAGCAAAAAAUUCUGCAGCCUCCUUCAGCAGUAUGCACAAGGUACAGAUUCACUUCGAGACGCUUUUCAGGGAGAGACUGAAGCAUUCCCUAAUGCUUUGGAAAGUGAUGAGCUGAAUGGUCCCGCAGGAGUGCAGUCGGGAAUACCUCCACCACCAGACCUAAAGAUGCAGGUUGACUCUGCUCCAUGCUGUCUUUCUCUCGGCACUGAGAAUAAUAGGGAGGCUUCCCCAUCUACCUUGGAGGAAAUGGCUUCUGUGAGGUCAGAUGUUUCUCUUCAAAAAGGAGAACCUCAGACCAAAGAAAUUUCCCCAGGUAGCUUAGCUAAAACAGCUGUAGAUGAUUCCCUAGGUAGGAAAAAGAGAGGGGGUAAGUUUCCAAGACAAAUCCUACAGAGCCUGUUACUGCCUCAAGAAAAAAGUGCUGGAGGAGAAAACACUAAAGGUCAUCACCAGCCUUCUAAAGGGGGAGAUGGUGGGGCCCCUGGCCUCCCAGCCCACUCAGAAGAUAAUGCUGAAAAUUCCCAAACCAGACAAAAUUCUGGAGCCUGUGCAGAUGUCACAGCUACUGUAUCUCCAGGAAGGUGUCCUUGGCAAGAUCACAUGGCUAUAGUUAUAGACUAUGAGAGUUCUAGUGGGUCACAGCCUAGGGAAGCCAAUGGGACAACUGGAUCAGACUGCCAAAACCUGACUGAUAAAAUGCUCUCUGACUCAGAAAGGCAAGCCUUUGCUCUAACCCCAGCAUUGCAUAAGCUGCAGCUUGCUGAAGAGGCCCAGUCAGGGGGAGCAGAUCUGCAGCCAGAAUCCAGACAGGCAGGAAGUCAGGAGACAAAUACAACAGAGACCAGGAAGGUUAAAGAUGAAGCACAAAAGUUGGCAUGGGAUCAGACUUUACUUCCUGGAGGAAAUAAUGAAAAUAAAACCAACAUGGGCGACCUAGAAACAAAAGAAAACAGAUACUCAGUUAAACACAGACUGACAGCCAUGUCUAAAGCAAGCAGAAAAAUCCCAGCUAAGGAUUUAGGUCCCAGAAGACACGUAGCCACUGUCUUCUCCCAAAGUGAAAGCCAGUCUGGCUUUAGGAGGUUAUCUCUUUGCAGAUCAGAGGACAGCCCACUGUCCCCUGAACUUGUAAAAUCCACAGAGUCCGCAGAUGAAAGCAGCCUGGUGAAUGUGGACAAAUGUGAGACCCCUCUCCAAGCUACAGCAAUAUCCAACUCAGAACCUCCUUGUCAGUCCUGCAAUCAGAGGUCUGCUAACAUUUCACAACCACUUCAGAAUGAGCCUAACAGUGUCUUAGAACCACUCGCGAAGAGUGGGGAUUCUAGUGCCCAGAUUCCGGGAGAGUUGGGAGCCCCAGCUCAGCUCACACUGACCAGCCCCAUAGAAAAAAGCGCUAACCACCAACAGAGGUUGAGUCUGCCUUUGCCCCUGGAAUCUACGCAGAAAUCUACAAUAAACCUGUCCCAUUAUCAGCUGCGCCACAGGAGUGCCCAGUCUCCAGAGUCAGAACCUGAGCCUCUCCUCUAUAGGUCAAAGAGUUUAAAAAACUUCAAUGUGCAGGGUGACCGGCUGUGCAAAAGCCAUCCUCCCAAAGCCAGGGGGCGCCAUUUUUCUGAGAACACUUCCAUCAACACUGCUCUCAGUCAACUGUCCCUUGAUGAUGACGCCUCCCACAACAGUGCUUAUUGUCGAAGAUUCAAAUCUUUUUCUGAGCUUCCUGCCGCUGAUGAAAGUGAAAGUUGGGCGUUGUAUAACAACAGGACUAGAUUGGGUCCCAAAUCCACCUCAUCCAUUUCCAGGCCUAUUGACUAUGGGAUUUUUGGGAAAGAGCAGCAGUUGGCUUUCUUGGAGAAUGUCAAGCGGUCACUCACACAAGGAAGAUUGUGGAAGCCAAGUUUCCUCAAGAACCCUGGCUUCCUCAAGGAUGAUGUACUCAAUGGUUCCAACCUGUCCAAGUCAGAGCUGUUGAAUUCUGGUGGUCGGUCAUCAGAAGAUGGCUUAGUUCCAAGUGAACCGCUUAAUAUCUAUGAGGAGGACCCAGUGGACUCAGACCGGGACACAGACACAACCACCGAUGACGAAUACUACCUGGAUGAAAAUGAUAAAGAGUCAGAACUGUGAGACUGUAAGAAACUGCAUAAUAUAAUACUCUACGUUUUGCUUUUUAACCAAAAACUUAUUGUAGAAAUGACUCUAAAUUUAUAGACAGGUAAAAGAAGAUCUGGCUUGGGCAGUGUCUACACCAAAAUACCCAUUCCUUUUCCAUAUAUAUGUAUUUUUUCUUCCAUAGUAUCUGAAUUCUAACAACGAUUGCUGUUUUUGAGGGGUUUUGUUUGCUUUUCCUGGUAUUUUUUCCUGAUGUGUUGGAAUUUGACCUUCUUUUCUCCCAACCCUAUCUCUAAGCCACUUUCCAAUGUUGGCUCUAUUUUCCUCAUCACUUUUUUUACAUCUCUUAACACAACACUUAAUAGUUUGGGCACCUGUUAAAACUUGUUAAUGCCGGGCAUUGGUGGCGCACGCCUUUAAUCCCAGCACUCGGGAGGCAGAGGCAAGUGGAUCUCUGUGAGUUGGAGGCCAGCCUGGUCUCCAGAGCAAGUGCCAGGAUAGGCUCUAAAGCUACACAGAGAAACCCUGUCUUGAAAACAAACAAACAAACAAACAAACAAACAAAAACUUGUUAAUUACCCAGCACAGUUGCAAAACUAUAUUUGCCUCCUUCUGUCCACAGCCUGAAUUCAAGACAUUAAAUAUAAGGUAGGGAAAACAAUAGUCAUUAUAUGUGCACUGUGUUCAUGCAGUGCCCCCAGAGGCACUUGAGGACAUUGGAGCCCCUGGAAUGGGAGUAACAGAUGAUUGUUAGGGGUCAUGCAGGUGCUAGGAACCAGACCUGGGCCCUCUGCAAGAGCUGCAAAUGCUCUUAACCACCGAGCUCUCUCUCUAGCCACAAGAUAAAGGUAUUAUUAUGAGAACAUCCUUGCACUUCAAAAGUGGAGUCUUGACAUGUGUUUAGAGUAAAUGUUGAGGUUAAAAAUGAAGGGUUAGUCCCAUUAGUGCCUACAGGAAUUUCUCUGAAACUGUUUGUGGUGAUUGGCUGAAUUUUUGAGGACUAAGUUUUCAUCAGUGCCGAAUGUGCAGGCACCGUGGUUUGGUCACAGACACAUAGCUAACAGAUGCAGCCACUGUGGCUUGGCCAUAGAUACAUAGCUAACCGGUGAAAUCGAGCUGACAGUGUCUUAUUGGACCAGUUUUUUUGCUGCUCUUUCCACAGCUGAUUUUUUUUCAUCUCCAAACCUGUCCAUUUCUCAUUUCCUUAUUUAUAGCCCAGACUGGGGCUUAUUAAACAUUUUCUCACUUAAUUUAUAGCUUUGGGAAUUUUUAAAUGCCAUCAAGUAUAUACAUAUGUAAAAUAGGUGUACAAAUCAAACAUUCACUUAUAACUCAAAUGUAUUUUAAAAGUUUUCUGGCUUACAUGCAAAUUUAUCAUUUGUUUAAGAUAAAAACAAACAUAUACUACCAAGAUAGGUAUCUCUACUCAUCUAGCACAGUACAAUCCAAGAACAUUCUAAUGUUACCCACAAGCUGGAGAACAAAGUAGUAACAAGUCUUUGUUGUCUGUAAUUGCAUUUCUUUAUGAGCAGAAAUCUUUGCAUGUGUGGUAAAAGCAGUGUAGUUCAUAUAGAAUAACAUCAGAUUCCCCGCCCCCUUCUCUUCCUCUACUCUCUGCCUGCACUCUUUUCUCUUCCUCCACCCAGUACAGGUGUGCAUGCUGAGUGUUUGGACCAAGGCUGCAGUGAAGUCACACUAACACCACGGGUGAGCACUGCCAGGAUUCAUUUAUGUUUAAUUUUGAAUUAAUUCUUGUUCAGUGCACAUUCAGAAACCUUUACUGCUGCCUUUUUUUUUUUAACCCCGAAUUUAGUUGUACAACUCCAUAUAGAGUGAGAACCUAUGGUUAACUAAGCUUUGGGCUAGGACACUUCUGAAGGAGCAUUUAGUGGGAACCUUGAAGAAGUCCUUAAAAUGCUAGGUCAGAUGUGAUGUCUAGGGACCGCUUGGCUUCUCUGCUGAACCAUCUAUCAAACCCUCAGGAACAUCUAACUCAGAACUCCUAAUUUAUUGUAAAUAUCUCGUGAUACCCAUUGCUAAUUUGGCUUCCUACCUCUUUAGUUGACACAUAGGCAUUUGGAGCUUUAUCUCCUUGUAAUUCAAGGCAAAGGCUGAGGAUGAUGUAGACCAGCAGGCAGCAUGGGAUCCUGGAUCUCAAUACAGAGAGGAUUUUGUCUUGUUUUUAUAGCUAUUUCAUGACAUACUUUUAUUUUCCACUGUUCAUUCAGAUAAACUGAAGCUAAGGUUGGGUGUUAGCAAAGCAUAUAGAGAUCUGGCACUGACACCAAAUGCAAGGAAGAUCUGUAUUAUGACAGUCCCAUAAAACUCGAAACUAGUGAAGGUGAGGUCACUAAUAUGAAAGCCUUUCCACUCAAACUUCAAACUCUAGGCAAUUUGGAGUUCAAAGAGACGCCUAAUAGAACUCUAAAUCACUUGUUCUGCACCAAUUCAAACUUGAAUGGCACAGAGUAACAUUCAGUUUCUUAUUUAAGGGUGUAUAUGCCUUUCCUCUUUUGCUAUUUAUCUGAUUAUUUAAGUAAAACUCUCAUAUAUUAUGACUUUUUGUGUAAUUUUAAGGUAUUCUGAGAUAUUUUAACAUUAUGUCGUUGGUUGUUUUUUUAAUGAUCGCCAUGAGAUGCUGUUUCAAUAAGUAUUUUGAGUCUACAUGUUUGCUACAAAAGGUGACACAAAGUUAGCUUGUUUUCCACAGAGGUGAGGCUCUGAGUGAGGCAGGGAUACCAGGGUAAGAAUUGACAAUAGCUUUGGGACUUACUCUCCUCCGUGUAAUCUACUUCCCACAUUGAAUCUGAUGGCCAUUGCUUCUCUGCACUAUGUGUGAAGAUACCUGCUUGUCAGGCUGAGGAAUCAGGGAAACAGUAAUUUCCCCAACAUAAGACAGAACCUUUACUGUUUUAUAGUUUUAUGUAGAGCUUCGUUGAAGAAGCAUAGCAGAUUUCUUUGUGUUGUAAUAUAUAAACUGCUGGAAUUAAUGCUCAUUUUGGAAUAGCUGUGGUAACUUUAAUAAUAGUCAUUUUAUAUUGUUUUUUUUCUAAAAUAUAUAAUCAUUAUUAAGCUUUCUUGUAAAUGGAGUAAAAUACUAAUGAAUCGAUACUAAUAAGUGCCUAAUAAAUAAUCAGCUUGCUUAAAUGUGAGGCUAACACAGCUAUAAAUAUUAAGUUAAUUUGUUUAAAAUGGAUUUUAAUAAUAUUGUUUUGCUUUUUAGAUGCUACCUUCUGAGUAGUUUAUUGUAACAUCAUAAAUACUGUGAUCUUAAUAAAACUCUAAUUGCUACUCACAGGAGUUUGGUUAAAGAUAAACUUGAAAAGAGAAAAUUAUUUUGUAUAUGAAAUAAAGAUGAGUCACAAGGGUGCUAAAAGAAGCCUACUUAGGGCGUAGAAAAGAUGAGAAUCAAAUGGAAAUCGCCAAGGAAACCUUCUCUCAGAAAGAAAAAAAAAAUGGAAAUUCACACCUCUGUAAAAACAAGUUCCUCUAUUGAAUGCUGGUAUGUUCAAACAGGCCUUAUUGCUUAGAGUUUACUGUCCAUAGUAGAGCUGUAGAAUAUCCUAUCUAAAUGUACAGUAUAAAUAUGUAAAUAUGUUACUUUGAUGGCUCUUUGUGACUGAUAGUCUAUUCUGAAACAAUAAGCCACCAUAAGCACUUUUGUCAAAACUGUCAAAUAAUCCUCUUAUGUUUCUCCUCAGAUCUGUUCCCAAAGUAUGGACUAUGUUAUAAGGUGAAAUUUUACAAUAAUGCUUGUGUUGAAAUAAACAACCUGAACAGACA